Messenger RNA from Leptonychotes weddellii (Weddell seal), 1035 nucleotides. The record is from RefSeq and is a predicted model, not a curated record. Lineage: Eukaryota; Metazoa; Chordata; Mammalia; Carnivora; Phocidae.
AGGUGACUGACCAGCUCCGCCCAACAACUGGAAAAUAAUCUUAGGCUGAAGACUUGAAAACGCUAAUCAGACACAUGGAGCAUUGGGCACAUAGGCUAUUCCCUAAACUGCAAUUCGAGGAUUUUAUUGACAGAGUUGAAUACCUGGGAAGUAAAAAGGAAGUUCAGACCUGUUUAAAACGAAUUCGCCUUGACCUGCCUAUUUUACAUGAAGAUUUUAUUAGCAAUAAUGAUGGAGGAGGAGAAAAUCAUGGCCAUGAUGUAACUGCUACCCAAUCAGAUCCCUUUUUGACAAACUCAUUGGAAAGUGAGAAUUUUGCUUCUGAGUCAGGUAGAAGCCUAACAGAAGAACAACAACAGAGAAUUGAGAGAAAUAAACAACUGGCCUUGGAAAGAAGGCAGGCAAAGCUACUGAGUAACAGUCAGUCCCUUGGAAAUGACUUGUUAAUAAAUACACCCAGGGCACAGACCAUUGAAGAGGUUAAUACAGGUGAGGAUCAAGAGGAGGAGUCAUUAGAUGGAUUUAACAAAGACAUUCUAGACCAUCCACAUAAUAAUGCUGCUGCCAAUGCUGUAAAUGAGGAGGAGCAAUUAAAAAUAGAGAACACACAACUGGACCAGUCCUUUUAAAAUGUACAGUAGAACUUUAUACUUUAUCCAGAAAUGUUACUGAGGUUGGAUAGGCUUAAACUAAGAGAAAAUCCAUUAACCUGCUAUCCUCUAAGUUUUAGAUUAGUAUGUAUUUUGUCUGCUUGGAGUGAAAAUCCUUAUGUAGUAAGACUUUCACAGAUUCCGAUUUAAAAUAUGGUAUUACUUAUACUUGUUUCUUAUUAACUUUAGUUGAGCCUAUUUAUUCUCUUUAGUGUUUUUAUAUAGAUAUAACUUUAUAAAAAUGAUUAGUAGUUACAAGCACCUUCUGCUGCUAGUGUGCUACUGAAUGUCUUGUUUUCACUAAAUUGGAGGUUUUGAGAUGUAAAUAUGUAAUGAAUAUUAAUGUCCAUUUUUUUAAAAAGAAAUAAAAAUCUUAUAAACUAUC